Gadus morhua (Atlantic cod) is the source of this 1250-nucleotide messenger RNA. It is a transcript of the gene sspn, whose product is annotated as sarcospan (Kras oncogene-associated gene). Bases 338 to 1030 code for a protein of 230 amino acids. NCBI's taxonomy places the organism in Eukaryota, Metazoa, Chordata, Actinopteri, Gadiformes, Gadidae. Gene Ontology annotation, cellular component: dystrophin-associated glycoprotein complex; sarcolemma. The transcript has 3 exons. The record is from RefSeq and is a predicted model, not a curated record.
CUGCUCUGCUAUAUGUGGCACUGGAGCUGCUCAGGAAAUCCAAGCCAAAUGUUUUCCCUAUUAGUUCACCAUUCUUUUCCUGGCCCCAACAGCCUCUGAGUCCGAGUGUGGGAGAGAGUCGGAGAGAGCGGCAGCAGAAACAGACAAGGGCGUCUGGGUCUGAGACACACUCACCAACACACACAAAACAACAAGAGACAACAACAACAAGAGAAGGAACCAGAGGAACCACAACAUAACCCCCAACAGCAGGUCACAGUAAGGAGAGAGAGUGGGGAACAGAGUGGGCGUGGAGGCUGUAGUUUGAAGACUUCAGCGCCAGGGUCAGACAUCGAACAUGGGCCAGGGGGAGAGGGGCUCGUCGGACGACAACAAGAAGGACAAGAGGCCCAUCUUCCAGAAAAAGGAGGAGCGUCCUGGGACGGCCGAGUCGCCCCCCUGCUGCGGCUGCCGCUUCCCCCUCCUGGUGGCGGCGCUGCAGUUGCUGCUGGGCCUGAGCACCGCCGUGGUGGCCUUCCUCACGCUGGCCGCCUGCAGCUCCCUCAGCGCCAGGGAGACCCCCCACUGGGCCGGGAUCAUCCUGUGUUUAACCUCCAUGGUGGGCUUCGUCCUGUACUGCAUCACCUAUGUGCCGGAGGAGAGGACCACCAAGCAGUUCAUUGCCAAGCUGCUCUACCUGAUCCUGUGUGCCGUCGGCCUGGUUGUCUCCGUGCUGGUCAUAGCGUUCGCUGCCCACCACUACGCCCAGGCCAGCAGCCUCCACUGCAGGCCGGUGGGCCAGGGGGACUGCGUGUGCACCCUGGACCCCGAAGACCCCAUCGCCCGCACCUUCAGCUACCAGGGGGUGGGCGAGUGUGCGGUGGUCACGGGGACGCUCCCAGCCUACUUCCUGGUCCAGAUCGUGCUGAACAUGCUGCAGGCGGUGGUUUGCGUGGCCGGGACCUUCAUCAUGUGGAAGCACCGCUACCAGGUCUUCUUCUCUGGCGUGCAGGCCGGCUCCUCUGACGCCCAGCAGUGGCAGAAGGUCUAACGUCCUGCCCUGGAUGGGGUGAGGGUGGGGGGGGGGGGGGGUCCCCUUGGAGCUGGUUCAAUGCUUAUUGGUUUGGAUUGAGUUGUAUUUUACUACAGAUUGGAGCAAUGCUUUAGUAUAUCAGUAGCUUUGAUACCAUUGCAUAUAUUGUGAAGCUCACCUUUACAGGAGAAAGGAUGGAAACAAUUGUGUAAAUAAAGCGCCUUUUUGUGAAAUAUCA